ACACUGCUUCGGUAUUACCAAAUAAAGUCAACAUAGGUAUCCGCGCAUUGCUAUGUGUAAACUAAUGCUCAAACAAGAUGCUACAAAUAAAACAAACCAUAGGUGGAAUAAUAUAACCACAUGUAUAGCGACUUAACAGAUCUGGCCAGUACUGAAUUUAAUUAUUAAUAAUUUAAUUAUGAAUUUAAUUAGCUAAUAUAAUUUUUUUUCUUUUCAAUAGGUACAUUUUUAAAAAUAAAACCGUUUAUUUUGUAUACAAAACAUUCAGUUCAGUUCUAAAACAUUAGUUCUAAAACACAUAACGUUUGAAAGUGAAGGAGAGAUAUUUUCAUUCAUAGUUAUAACAGCAUAGGUAUCUACAUAUACAAUCCUGCGCAGUUCAGAACUGUUAUCCCUUGAAGGGAAUCCUUGUAUUUUAUAGACCGAAAUGAGUAUUUGUUUACAUCCCCUAUUACACAAACAUUUUAUACCAUUCGCCAAAACUUCUAAGUGACUUCGUAUAUCAACAUAAAAAUUACAAGUUCACUUAAAAAAAUUCAGUUACAAGCCGGUACUCUCGAAAGUUGGACGAUUUACUGUAGAACUUUUAUAAGUAGCGUCAUCCGUUGGGACAAAAGUAAAGGUCUUGUCUGUUUAUGCAAUUUCUUCCUUCGUGGCAUUGAAAUGUUCUAAGGCAAUUUCGAAUGGAUUUCGGUGUUGAAUUAUGUUUACUUUUUCAUAAUAUAGUUUCUUACAAAAAUAAAAUAUAUUUAAGUGUGACACGGUGUAUUUAAUUACUUUUCGUAUUUUAAUUAGUAUAUGUUUUGUUCGUGUUUUCCUUUUAGAAACCAUUUUACGCAUAUAAAAAUACAAGGCAUACACCAUCAAAACCGCAAUGUGUUUCCACCAUAGCAGGAUAACAAAAAUAUUCUAAUGAUAUUCUUAAAAAUAAGUGUUUGUCGUCGGUCGUUGGUUUUGUUUAUGCCUUUUUAGGAAGUUUUUGCGUGUGCUACAUUGUUGUCCUUGUCCUUGGCAUCGUAUUCGUAUCCGUUGUCGUAGUCGCUCGUUUUUCCGUUGUCGUUGAUUUUUGUUGGCCGGAUAUGUUUUUUUGUGUAUAGUCUCUCGUUGCUUAUCUCAAUCAUUAUAAUUCGUUUGCCAAAUAAAAUGUAAACAAUUUCGUGGGCCAGUUGUGUGCGCGCUUAUAAUAUUCAUUAUGACAUGUUAUGUGUAAAAUGAUUCAAAAUGGAAUAAGAUUCUUUGCACAAAUACAUAGAUAAGAAAAAAUCAUACAAGAUUAUAGAUAAAUAACGAAGAACGUGCUGGUUGUGUUAUAAAGUUAUGAAUAAUUAAAUUUUUGUUUAGCCAUAAAUAAUUUAAGUUUCCAUAGAUGUUAUAGAGAGAUUGAAGAAAACAGCUGAGACAAUGUAAAAAAAAGUAUGGACUUAUUAGCAUAAAUAUAACAUAUCUUCCACAUAUCUCGUAUAAAAUGAUAUCAUUACAAAAAUUAGCGCUACCUACUAACAUAUUGCUGUUUAUUACUUUUUGCUCGAGUAUCGUAACCAGUAAUUUUAAUGUCUUACCAAACUCGAAAACAUUGACUCGAACUGACUACUGGAGACGUAAUAUGAGAUCACAACAAAUUCUAACAAAACAUAUCAUUGAUGAUAAUACCGAUCCAGGCCGAACAAGAUGGAAGCAAAAAUUAGACUAUCAUUAUCAUUCAACAUUUACGGACAAUAAUAAUAAAAGAGACACCGAAAUAAGUGGCAGCAGUAGUACAUGCAAUAAUCAUCAGCGACAUCAUCGAAAAAAGAGACAUCACUAUCACUCGCAUCAGCAUCAGCAUCAAACGAACAUUCACCAUCAUCCCAGCAAAAACAUAGAACAUGAUUUUCCAAUUGAAGAUGAUUCUCAUCUUAAUUUGGAUGAAGAUACUGAAAACAUACGCGUUGAUUUUAAUAACGAAGCUGGAACAAUCACAUCCGCUUCCACUAUUUUUAGCUAUAAAGGCCAAGAUGACUUCCAACCACAUCAGCAUAAAAACUUUCGCCACCAUAACGACGAUGUAAUGGCUCAUCACCAUUUCCAUUUCUCCCAUCAACAACAAGAAAUGAAUUUUGAAUACGAUACAAUUCAUCAUGUGUAUCCUACCAAAGAUGACGGUGAACUACAUCAUGAGCACCAUCCUUCAUACGUGCAUACAUCUGUUACGUCGUUGCCGGAUCUCAUCUUUGAUGUGCCUUCUUCGCAUCAUGAACAUACCUUGGACCAUGAACACAAAAAAACCAAAAUUAAAUAUAAAAAAAAACUAUUUCGGUCUUUACCAGAUAAUGGAAUGGAACUUUUAGACCAGCAUCAUAAUGCACGUCAUUGGCCAGUGAAAAGAGAAGCAAUAGUAGAAGGUAGCUUAAUUCUUGGCGGCCUAAUGAUGGUUCACUCACGUGAAGACACCGUUAUAUGCGGGCCAAUCAUGCCGCAAGGAGGGAUUCAAGCGUUGGAAGCGAUGCUUUAUACAAUUGAUCGAAUAAAUGAGGGAAAAUUAUUGCCGAAUAUAACAUUAGGUGCACACAUCUUGGACGAUUGUGAUAAGGACUCGUAUGGUUUGGAAAUGGCAGUUGAUUUCAUAAAAGGUUCCAUUAGCAACAUCGACGAUGCGGAAUACCAUUGCAAUAAAACACAAGUGCGCAAGGUCAUAUCAGGAGUUGUUGGUGCCGCUUCUUCAGUAACUUCAAUUCAAGUAGCAAACUUACUUCGAUUAUUUCGAAUACCUCAGGUUUCAUUUUUCUCUACAAGCCCCGAGUUGAGCAACAAACAACGUUUUGAAUAUUUUUCGAGGACUAUACCCUCUGAUCAUUAUCAAGUCAAAGCAAUGGUUGAAAUAGUUAAGCGCAUGGGUUGGAGUUAUGUAUCUAUUAUUUAUGAAGAAAGCAAUUAUGGAAUAAAAGCAUUUGAAGAACUUGAAGAUUUACUCGCCCUACACAACAUCUGCAUUGCAAUUAAAGAAAAACUAGUUAAGGAUUCAGGAGUGGCCGAAGAAAUUGCAUACGACAAUAUUGUUCUCAAAUUGCUCACGAAACCCAGGGCCAGAGGUGCUAUAAUUUUUGGUUCGGAUCAAGAAGUACGUGAGGUUAUGCGUGCAGUUCGCAGAAAUAAUGCAACCGGUGCCUUUUCAUGGAUCGGUUCGGAUGGAUGGAGUGCUAGAAAUCUCGUUUCAGAUGGCAAUGAACCGGAAGUUGAAGGAACUCUAUCUGUUCAACCACAAGCAAAUCCAGUGAAAGGGUUCGAAGAGUACUUUCUUAGUUUAACUGCCGAAAACAAUCAAAGAAAUCCUUGGUUUGUCGAAUUUUGGGAAGAUCAUUUCCAAUGUCGCUACCCAAACAGCUUUGUUACGCCAUACAACAAUUAUAACCACACCUGCACUGGGAAAGAGAAGCUCACUCGCAACAAUACUGAUUUCGAGGAUCAAUUGCAAUUCGUAAGCGAUGCUGUUAUGGCAUUUGCAUAUGCUCUCAGGGAUAUGCAUCGAGAUCUCUGUGGAGGGCGGCCUUCACUCUGCGAAGCUAUGAAACCAACCAAAGGUGCAGAUUUGCUGAAAUAUCUCAGAAAGGUUCAAUUUCAAGGUCUAAGCGGUGAUCAAUUUCGAUUUGACACCAAUGGGGAUGGCCCAGCCCGGUAUAACAUCAUACACUUCAAACAAUCUGAUGUUGGUCAGUAUCGCUGGGUUAAAGUUGGCGAAUAUUAUGAGGGUGAACUGCGGUUGAAUAUGUCAGAAGUGCAGUUUAAAUUGUUGGACCCAAAACCUCCAGAGUCAGUAUGCAGUCUCCCAUGUGAACGAGGACAAGCAAAAAAAUACGUCGAAGGCGAAAGCUGUUGUUGGCAUUGUUUCAACUGUUCAACAUACCAAAUCCGGCAUCCCAUUGAUGAGACACAGUGUUUGACUUGCUCCUUGGGAACAUUACCGGAUAUGACAAAAGAGUACUGCCGUGACUUGCCAGAAGUUUAUUUACGUCCAGAAUCGGCUUGGGCUAUUGGGGCAAUGGUAUUUAGUGCCACUGGCAUUUUUGUGACAUUAUUUGUUGGGGGAGUAUUCGUGCGUCACAACGACACACCAAUCGUGAGAGCAUCCGGACGUGAGCUUAGUUACAUCUUAUUAGCUGGGAUACUUAUGUGCUAUGCCGUAACUUUUGCACUCGUUCUUAAGCCAAAUAAUAUCGUUUGUGCUAUUCAGAGGUUUAGUGUAGGAUUCUGUUUCACUGUUGUUUAUGCUGCACUAUUAACCAAAACAAACCGAAUUGCAAGGAUAUUUAAGGCUGGGAAACAAUCAGCAAAAAGACCAUCUUUUAUAAGUCCGAAGUCACAGUUGGUUAUUUGUUCAUUUCUAAUAUUUAUUCAGAUUCUAGUCAAUGGAGUGUGGAUGAUAAUUGCACCAUCGCACGCUAUGUAUCAUUACCCUACAAGAGAAGACAACCUUCUCGUCUGCGAUUCAUAUAUUGAUGCUUCGUACAUGAUAGCGUUUUUCUAUCCAAUUAUUCUGAUAGUGAUUUGCACCGUUUAUGCAGUAUUGACGAGAAAAAUACCAGAAGCUUUCAACGAAUCUAAACACAUUGGCUUCACGAUGUAUACGACAUGUGUCAUUUGGUUGGCAUUUGUACCUUUAUAUUUUGGAACUGCAAAUCACGUCCCCCUGAGGAUAACAUCAAUGUCAGUCACGAUAAGUUUGUCAGCGAGUGUGACGAUUGCGUGUUUAUUCACACCGAAGCUGUAUAUCAUUCUUGUUCGACCGGAGCGAAAUGUUCGCCAAAGUAUGAUGCCCCCAAGGUAUGGAAUGCAUCGUGGUACAGGAACAGGUCCAUCUUCGAUGAUGGCUGCUGCUGUUGUAACUGCAGCUACGUGCGCUCAGGAGGAAAAUAUUCAAAAACAUAUAACACCAACAACAUUAGAUGAUUCAAAAAUAGCAUCGGUGAAGCUUUGUGAAAUGGCAACACAAACAAUUGCCCUUUCAAACAUUUUUACCAACGCAACUCUAACGAGCACCUAUCAAAGCAUUCCAUUUGUUGACCAAAUUGUGCCAAACCUAAACGAAGUUAUGUUAAACAGCAGCAAUUACAUAGAGCACGAAGUGACGAACAAUAACAAAAUAAAUCACAACGUUAAUGGAAACAAUCGUUGCAGUCAAAAUCAGUCUUCAAAAUCUUCAGUGCGGUCAAUGGUUAAGCAAAGCGACGAGGAAAAGACCAAAGAACUUCAAAGUGAAAACUUGUUGUUGCAAAAGCAAACAAUCCCAAUCCAAACAAUAUCUGCAACAACAACGAUUAGUGAAAACAACGUUAUAGAUACAAGUUUAUAGCAAGGCGAGAUAAAUAAGAAGAGUAAUAGUGAUAGUAAAAAAGAAUGCGGGCGUACCAAUGGAGAUCACAACGAUUGCUCCGAGAACACCAAGCGUUCUGCCAUCCCCGUUUAGAAAAUUCGUUUCCAGAUAGCUGAGGAAGAGUAAUAUUGUGUAUUGUUAAUACAUAGUACCAUACCUAAUGUUAAAUUAUAUUCAUACGCCAAUACCCAUAUUUUAUUAAUAACUGUGGACACAAAUUAUGUGUAUAGCAGGUAUUAUAAUAGUUAACCCUUUAACAACAACCGCCAUAUUAUUUACUUGUUUAAAAAUACAUCUGGACGUAAAAAAACUUAAAUCCAAAUCCAUAAUUUUCACUACUUAAAUCCAAUCCAAAUCCAAUUUUUUAAAUCCAAACAAAUUUAAACUUUUCUCAGGAAGUCUGUUUAACCUUAUAAAUCCAAAUGUGAAAUCCACUGUUCAGUUGAUUUGUCAAGUAUCUUGAAAUAUAAAAAUAAAGAUAAAUGCAAACUAUACAAAAUUUAUUGAAUUAUCACAUAAUUUAUUUUGAGUGAAUAUAAUGAACGAAAAUAUAAAUCCUUGGAUUUAUGAAAUUCGGAUUUGCUUGAUUGGAUUUAAUAUCCACUUAAAUCCAAACGAAAUCCAGAGUGAAUAAUAUGGCCGUUAUAAUAAAUAAGAUCCUGUGUUUUUGUUUUCAGUUUAAAAGUGUGCGUGUGUAGGUACAUAGUUUCCAAUAAAAUAGGGCUAAUGAUAAUUUAUUAAGAAUAUCCGUGCGAAUGUAGGUAAUUUAAAUAAUAAUCAGCCCUAUUUUGAAAGAAAACUUCCCCGCGAAUAUCGUUCGGGAAAAGGCAGAAUAUCGUUCCUUUUCCGCUUUAAAUUUGUUUUCUUUUCGUUAAUUAUGAUGAAAAAAUUAAAGGGAGCGAAGUUUUUGGAAGAUUUUUUUUGGGAACCCUUCUCCUGGCCACAAUUCCUCGGAAGUUUUCAUUCAAAAUAAUGCUGAUUAAUAGGUUGGGUUAUACAUAAUUCAAAUUUUCAUUUGGUUUGAUUUAAGUGCUUACCAGUCCUUGCUAAAACAUGGUCUGUUUGUAUUGCUUAAAAAUGUGUUAGAAAAGCCUGAGUUGGAAAUUUUGGAAAUGGUUAGAUCAAAAAGCGAAGAGCGCAUUUUUGUUGCGUGUACUUUUAUAAAGUUUGAACAAAGCGCUCUACGCUUUUUGAUCUAACCAUUUCCAAUAAGUCGAUUAUAUUAUUUUAUAUAGUUUUUAGUGCGUGAUAAAAGCGUAUUUUUGUCUUUAAAACUAUGUAUUUUAUUCAAUCCAUUUAUUUGUGAUGCUUAGCCAUGUAAUUUUUCAUUUGAUGUUGAAAAACUACCUGACUAGGCUAUCUAAGUACACUACAUAUACAUAACACGCUAUUUCACCUGAACAGUUUGCUUCACCCUAUUGUAGGUUUUUAGCUUAUAGUCCAGUGCAUUUAUAAUUCGACCCAGCAGUUUGUACCACCCCCAAAUUUUUUUUGCUCAUUCGAUAGAGCAUUUUCUGAAUAUCAUUACCCUGAUUUUUCGCACUUGUGAAAUUUACAUUUCGGCCGCCAUCUAGGAUUUUCUACCUCACGUCCUCACCCACAUGCUGGGUUUGUUCAUUGUUGUUAUUCAAGAGUUGGUAAUAGUCCAGUGCAUUUAUGAUAUUCAUAUAUGGGCGACCCAGCAGUUUGUACCACCCCCAAAUUUUUUUUGCUCAUUCGAUACAACAUUGGCUGAAUAUCAUUACCCUGAUUUUUCGCACUUGUGAAAUUCACCUUUCGCCCGGGAUCUUGGAUUUAAGUUUUUGUUGAAUAUCUCGAUUUCUAUUUAUCCUACAUAAAAGUUGUAUAGACAAAAAACGUAGGCGUCUUUUAUGUUAAGAACACUUUUUCGAUAAAAAAUGACGAUUUUAAAGUUUUGAGCACUUUUUAUCAAAAUUAAAA
Messenger RNA from Episyrphus balteatus (marmalade hoverfly), 7288 nucleotides. RefSeq names its product metabotropic glutamate receptor 2. Gene Ontology annotation, biological process: G protein-coupled receptor signaling pathway. The record is from RefSeq and is a predicted model, not a curated record. Gene Ontology annotation, cellular component: membrane. Bases 1466 to 5326 code for a protein of 1286 amino acids. Gene Ontology annotation, molecular function: G protein-coupled receptor activity. Lineage: Eukaryota; Metazoa; Arthropoda; Insecta; Diptera; Syrphidae. The transcript has 18 exons.